AGGUGAGAGAGAACGAGUCACCCUCUUUACUGCUGAAGAAACGAGCGCGUGGGUUUGCGUUCGAUGGUACGGGAAGAGUGGGAGUUAAUGUAUGGGAAAGAGCCGUAGGAGAGAGAGAGAGAGAGGGAGAGAGAGAGAGAGAGAGAGAGUGAAGAGUCGAUCGGGAUUGGGGGCAGAGUGGCGGACUUAAUUUGAAAAAUAAGUUCCUAAGCGGGACAAGCACACUUGGCCAAAGCACACUCGGCCAGAAGGGUGUGCGCGUUCCUCGUGUUCCUCAAAUGACAAUUAAUAGACUCCUGGUCGAGAGCGGGGUGCAGGCCUUUUUCUUGGGGUUAGACGCUCGUGCGAAUGAACAAUUUUUACUUGGUUUACCGAGAAGUUCAGUGCUCGUGAAAUCCUGCGGUUCGAGAUAUUUCACGAUUACGCGACUGCGGUGAGGCCGAACGAUUCCCCGUUAAGUGACGCGUGUGACGUCAACGAUCCAAGUUUAAUUGUGCAAUGGGAUUUCGUAAGGAUCGACAAUGUUAAUCGUGCGCUGUGGGAAGUAUCGAAGUCCUUCAUGAAAUGAUCCUGCCGAUCGUGUGAAAGAGACGUUUUGAUAACCCGGAAAAUCCAAAGUAACAGCCUUAAGAAUCCACGUGAGGAGAAGUCCAAUAAAUCGCGCUCAAAAGAGACAAUGGAUGAGACGCGAAAGAAAGAGGUGUCAGACUCCCCGAAGCCGUCACAACCGUCACAACCGUCACAACCGACGCCGUUCAGCAUCGCGGACAUUUUGAGCCGUACGUGCCCGCAGACGGAAGGGGAGAAGCGAAACUGCGAACCGGAAGAUCCGCAAAGAAUUUCCGAUUCCCCGAAGAAGCAUCAGCGUUCCGCGUACGAGGGGAAUCUCGUGGAAUCGUCAAUAGAUCAGGAGCAUCAUUUGACCCGUUACUCGCGGCUGCCAUCGCCGGAACUUAACAUGGCCCGGGAGUUGGACAUCCUAAGAAGAAACUUGGCCCAAGCCAACCUCACGAACUUUGGCAGCCUUCAGCAGCACCUGGGUCAAAGCAGCUUCAAGCACCUGGAGACCCUGGGCAACAUAGCUGCUUACCAAGGCGCGAGAGAAGCCCGGGAAAGCGCGCAAAGGCAACAAGACGAGGCUCUGGACAUGAGCAAAAACAAAUACCUCGACGAGAUGGAGGAGGACAUCUUUGAGUCGCAGUCGCACGGUCAGAGCUUGCAGGGACGAAAGAAAAGAAGCCGCGCGGCAUUUUCGCACGCCCAGGUUUACGAGCUUGAGAGACGAUUCGCGGCCCAAAAAUAUCUCUCGGGACCGGAAAGGGCCGAUCUAGCGCGAGGACUCAAGCUGACGGAGACGCAGGUGAAAAUUUGGUUUCAAAAUCGACGAUACAAAACUAAGAGACGUCAGCAGCAGGAAUUGGGCGCUCUGGUCAAUUCGGGCACUGCCAGACGCGUGGCUGUGCGAGUUCUGGUACAUCCCGAUGAACAUUUGCGAGGGAUACCAAUUCCGGGUACCGGACAACUUCCGGGACAAAUGUCGAACCCCCAAAUUCAUCCGGUUAACAAGGCUCUGAGUGGGUUUCCUUAUUAUUGUCUGCCCUAUCAUCCGCUGCUGUGUCCGCCCAUGCACUCCAGUCAAAUUCAGGUUCAGAGCGCGGAACCGGAACUCGGGGCGAGGCCGGGGGAGACGCAAAUUUCGAAAAUAGACGGCGAGAAGUAAGCUCGGACAAUUUUGAAAGGUCUCAAAUCGAUUCUCUGUCGGAAGCUACUUGUAUAGAUUGUCGACCGGAAGGACGUAGAUUUUUGCACCAAAUAUGAAAAGAAAAAAAAAACCAAAGAAUUCGAAAUAAUAAAAAAAAAAAAUAAUUAUGACGAUUACUCUACGUCAUUUAUACGGUCAAGGGUGAUUUUCGUGAAUUUAAAUAUUUUUUUUGUCAAUCGAAUGAUAGGGUCCAAAGAGACCCAGGGGGUCCCUCCGAGAAUGUUAGUUACUUAAAAUUCUUAAAAAAAAAAAAAAUCCUUCAAUACUAUGACGCGUGUCGUAUAACCAACGGCAGAUAGCACAAGCGUCCUCAAGGUCCAUAUAACUAUAGCCAUGAUGGUACUGAUACGUUUAGAUACCUAUAGUUCAUGGAAAGUUUAUAAAUCUCGAAAAAGAAAAGAAAGAAGUGCAAGAAAAUUAUCGGCCAUUGUAUUUAUUCUAGACGCCUAGAAAGAAUCGUGUAUAUUAGCGUGUAAAUAAAUGUAUAGAUUGUGACGUGGA
Cephus cinctus (wheat stem sawfly) is the source of this 2263-nucleotide messenger RNA. RefSeq names its product homeobox protein bagpipe. The transcript is spliced from 4 exons. Gene Ontology annotation, cellular component: nucleus. Bases 677 to 1720 code for a protein of 347 amino acids. The record is from RefSeq and is a predicted model, not a curated record. Gene Ontology annotation, molecular function: RNA polymerase II cis-regulatory region sequence-specific DNA binding; DNA-binding transcription factor activity, RNA polymerase II-specific. Gene Ontology annotation, biological process: cell differentiation; regulation of transcription by RNA polymerase II. Lineage: Eukaryota; Metazoa; Arthropoda; Insecta; Hymenoptera; Cephidae.